Molecule: messenger RNA, 7992 nt
Organism: Loxodonta africana (African savanna elephant)
Lineage: Eukaryota; Metazoa; Chordata; Mammalia; Proboscidea; Elephantidae
Gene: CHAF1B
Product: chromatin assembly factor 1 subunit B
Exons: 13
Coding region: 291-2117 (608 amino acids)
Biological process (GO): DNA replication-dependent chromatin assembly; nucleosome assembly
Cellular component (GO): CAF-1 complex; nucleus
Molecular function (GO): protein binding
Source: RefSeq, a predicted model, not a curated record
GCUCUCGGGGCGCGCCCCCACCUCCACAAAGCGGGGUGGGUUACACAGCCCGGCCUGGGCCCCUGUGUUGCCUCUGUCGGGGUGUUUCAUUUUGCUUUCCCGGCUGUAGCAGGAGAACCAUAACCUUUUAGAAGCUAUGGCUCAGCAAAGCAUUGUAUUGUAUGUGGAACCUGGUAAAUGUUCCAUCAGAUACCGACAUUAACAUCCUUUCCCAAAAUAACAUGCAUUUGAAAUGAUUAGCCCAGUUCCGGGCUGAUACUAAGCGCUCAAUAAAUGUUUGGUGCUGCAAUAUGGUUAUUCAAUUCAUUGCCAACGCUUUCCAGCUUUACCCUGUCUUUGGAAAAAGAACGCUGCCUGAAGAAUUUUUUGCCCCUUUGAGACCCCGGAAGAUGAAAGUCAUCACUUGUGAGAUAGCGUGGCACAACAAGGAGCCGGUGUACAGCCUGGACUUCCAGUAUGGGACGGCUGGGCGGAUCCACAGACUGGCCUCGGCAGGCGUGGACACCACUGUGAGGAUCUGGAAAGUAGAAAAAGGACCAGAUGGAAAAGCCAUUGUGGAAUUUUUGUCCAAUCUUGCUCGUCAUACCAAAGCUGUCAACGUUGUGCGUUUUUCUCCAUCUGGGGAAAUUUUAGCAUCAGGAGGAGAUGAUGCUGUCAUCCUGCUGUGGAAGGUGAAUGAUAACAAGGAGCCUGAACAGAUUGCUUUCCAGGAUGAGGAGGAGGCUCAGCUGAAUAAGGAGAAUUGGACUGUUGUAAAAACCCUGAGGGGUCACUUGGAAGAUGUAUAUGAUAUUUGCUGGGCAACUGAUGGAAAUUUAAUGGCUUCUGCCUCUGUGGAUAACACAGCUAUCAUAUGGGAUGUCAGUAAAGGACAAAAGAUUUCCAUUUUUAAUGAACAUAAAAGUUAUGUACAAGGAGUAACCUGGGAUCCUUUGGGCCAAUAUAUCGCUACCCUGAGCUGUGACAGGGUGCUGCGGGUGUACAGCACACAGAAGAAACGUGUGGCCUUUAAUGUUUCAAAGAUGCUCUCUGGAAUAGGGGCUGAAGGAGAGGCGAGAAGUUACCGGAUGUUUCACGAUGACAGCAUGAAAUCCUUCUUUCGUAGACUUAGUUUUACUCCUGAUGGCUCUUUGCUCCUCACACCAGCUGGAUGCGUGGAAUCUGGUGAAAAUGUAACAAAUACAACUUAUGUUUUCUCCAGGAGAAAUCUUAAAAGGCCUGUUGCUCAUCUUCCGUGUCCCGGAAAAGCAACACUUGCUGUUCGCUGCUGUCCGGUCUACUUUGAAUUGAGGCCGGUAGUGGAAACAGGUACCAUUGGAGCACCGUGGUUUGACAAAUCAUCACAAGAGCCAGGUCAGGAACUGAUCAACCUGCCCUACCGCUUGGUGUUUGCUGUGGCUUCAGAAGACUCUGUGCUUUUAUAUGACACCCAGCAGUCUUUCCCAUUUGGUUACGUGUCUAACAUACAUUAUCAUACCCUGAGUGAUAUUUCAUGGUCCAGCGAUGGGGCCUUCCUGGCCAUUUCUUCCACGGACGGUUAUUGCUCAUUUGUGACGUUUGAGAAAGAUGAACUUGGAAUACCUUUGAAAGAGAAGCCCGUUUUGAGCGUGAGAACUCCUGACACCCUGAAGAAAACUAAGAGUCAGGUACACCAAGGGUCUUCACCAGGACCCAGAUCAGUGGAGGGAACCCCCACCAGCAGAGCCCAGGACCCCAGCAGUCCCAGCACCAUCCCCCCUCAGAGCAAACCGUCCCCAGCCCUGCCAGCAGUCAAGGACACACCCUCAACGACUCCUGGCAUCAAAGGCACCUUGCCAGGGUCUGCAGAGGAGAAGAAGACCCCACAGCCCACCGGUCCCGGCAUGAAAGCCCACCCACCCCGCAGGGUCACUCUGAACACCCUACAGGCCUGGAGCAAGACACCGCCUCGGAGGAUAAACUUAACACCCUUAAAGACAGAUACUCCAUCAAAUAUCAUACCAACCAGUGGAACGUUCGCCCCUUCCACAGAAGAAAUUCAGUCAGAGAUACCUGGAGACACUCAGGGCUGUCACCCAGAGCUAAAACGUCCCAGGCUCAGUGAAAACAGUGGCAGCACUCAGAGUGUGGAUCCUUGAUGAGACUUGCCUUCUGCCCAGCAUGGGACCCCCUGUGUACAGGGAAGCCGAGGUGAAGAUGCCUGGGACCAGUGGCCUCAAACGGGGCAUGACAGACACUUGUCAGUUGAUUUCUGUAACAGAAAAUACACAUGUACUGAUUCUUCUCCAGAAAUAUGUUUGCUGUUGUAUUCAGUAUACAUUUUUUUUAUUGUGGUAUAAUUUACAUAUAAAAAAUAAGCCAAUUCAGUAAUCUUUACAUGUAUAAUUGAGUGACGUUGGUUAUACAGCCAUCACCACUAUCUGUUUCCAGUUUUUUCCAUUACCCUUAGAAGAAGCUCAGGGUCCCCUAAGCAUUAACUCUCCUUUUCCCUUUCACCCGAGGUAACCACUAAGAUUUGGUCUCUAUACUUUGCCUAUUUCAUAUAAGUGGGAUCAUACAAUAUCUGUCCUUUCGUGUCUGACUUAUUUCACUCAGCACAGUGUUUUCAAGGUUCGUCCGUGUGGUAGCAUGUGUCAGGGUUUCAUUUCUCUUUAUGGCUGAGUAAUAUUCCAUUGUAUGGGUGUACCACAUGGAGCCCUGGUGGCACGGUGGUUAAAAGCUCGGCUGCUAAUCAAAAGGUUGGCAGUUCAAAUCCAUCAGCUGCUUCUUGGAAACCCUGUGGGGGCAGUUCUGCUCUGUCCUGUAGAGUCGCUAUGAGACGGAAUUGACGGCAACGGGCAACAGCAGGUAUACCACAUUGUGUUUAUCCAUUCAUCUGUUGAUGGACAUUUAGAUUGUUUCCACUUUUGGCUAUGAUUAACAAUGCUACAAUGAACAUUGGUGUUCACUAUAUGUUUUUAACUUGGGGAUGCGAACAUUUCAACAGUCUAAACCCUCUUUUUGAUGAACUUCUUAAACAAGCAUUUCAGUAUUAUCUAGUGUGAGCCUCAGUGAAUCCUCCCUGAAAGACUUAUGUGAAAGGACGGGCAAUUUUAUGAGUGGACUCCUAAAGUUGGAGUCAGAAAGAGGAGGAAAUAAUUUGAGGUUUAUUCUGUUGAAUUUUAGAACGUUUGAAGUGAUUAUUGGAUUUAGCUUGUAAUUAGUUAGUUAAUUUUUGCAAGUUAUGUUUAUUUUCUGAAUCUACAGGUAACAGUCAAUGCUUAUUCUAGAAAGUUAGUGAACUGUGGUGAAUUAAAAAACAGGCUUGAGAUGGAAGUCACCCAGAAGUAACCCGUGUUAAUGUUUCCUUAUCAUUUUUUUUUCUUUUCUUUUCUUUUUGAGAGAGAGUUGAGACUUUACUUUAGACACAAUUUGGUAUCUCAAUAAGUUAACUUUUAAAAUUGGUUUUCAAAGCAAAAAAAGUAACUUUAUAUAGCAGUUUGUCUCUGCCUUUGCUUUCUCAGGUCCCUGGGAUGACAUUACGUUCCCUUUUUCUGUUACAAGUGAAAAAUGGGAGUUGCAGGGUAGGAGGUACAAAGUGAUGAGCUGUCUCUCAGCUCAGGUGCCCCUGGGUCGUGAUGCGUGGUUCUCUGGCAGUUGUGCUAGUGCUGCUGCCUCCCACUUAGAAGGGUUGCCAGCUGGAUCUCGUGCUUGGUGUCACCUCUGACGCAGUGAACGCCACUGCGUCCUACACGUGAGAGGCCUACACCCGGGGCUCUCUUCCCAGUCUUCGCAGCCUGCAGAUUUGAAACAGAUCAAAGGGAAAGGGCUCAGAACCUACCAGUUAAGUCUCUGGCCUGAUCAAGGUGAGGAGUGGAAGAAUGCGCUCUUGAACUCAAGUCAGCAGUAACAGAGAAAAUAAUUGGAAAGAAGUAUCAAUUGUUGCUUAACCUGUACCCUAGGAAACCAGAAAAAGAGUGUGCUCCCCUUGAGACGGGAGAGUGGUAAACGGGGGUAAUUUACAAUGUAGAUGAAACUGGAAGGCAAAUACAUGUGUACUUAUAAUACUGCAUAAUUGUAAUGUUGCAGGUACUGGCCACGUUCAAAAUCAAAAUAACUAAAAAUGUCAAAUAGUAUCUCUUUUGAACAGUGGUUAACAAGCAUGGCUGCUAACUGAAAGGCUGGAGGUUCGAGUCCAUGCAGAGGUGCCUCUGAAGAAAGGCCUGGCAAUCUGCUUUUGAAAAAUCAGCCGCUGAAAACCUUAUGGAGCAGAGGUCUACUCUGACACACAUGCGGUUACCAUGAGUCAGAGUUGACCUGAUAGCAACUGGGUAACUGGAUCCCUUUGCAAACAGUGACCAGGGAGUAGGCCAGCUUCCCUGGCCUCGCCCCCGUGGAGGAACAAUGGUAGGCCUUACAGACCUGCCUCUUGUGCAGUGGUAACAGGAAGGUUGGAGGUGGAGGCAGGGUGUACCUUAGACCUGAAGUGCGCAUUCCUGGGAAUGACUAACUGCGUGUUCAUCAACUGUCAUCCUUGAGCACAAACAACAAAAUCGUCCAUAAAAAACUAGCUGAUGUUACUUCAGGGUCCUGAUCUGAAACUGCCUGCCCUCAUCUGGGUUGUUUACUGGGGAGGCCUUUUUCAGAAGGAGCCCAGGCUGAAGACAGGCAGGAUUUUGUCCAUAGAACUGGUGGCUGUUUGGAAGCAGGUCCUCACCGUUUUGGAUUUGUAGUUGGGUGGGUUGUUUGUUUUGUUUUGGCCAGCAUUUCCCGGUGAGCUGUCAAAUAUUAACCCCUGCUGCUAGUUAAGUAGACGUGGGUGAGGAGGAAGACCUUGACGUGACCCCUGGAGGCCGGCACUGUAAGGGGACAGCAGAGGACGAGCCUCCUUCCUGUACUGUCGGGUGGGACCCGCAGUGUGCGCCCCCUCUGGGUCUGCAGUGGUAACGACAGGAAUGCUGCAGGGGCAGGGGCUCCAGCCCAGGAGUUAGGGGCGGGGUCACAAUCAGGCCUCGGUUUACUUUGUUCUGUUUGUUGGAAACACCCAUAUCUGAUCUUUAAACUGCCAUUGAUCUGUCUUACAAAAUCAUGGUUAGCGGCCAUUUGGACAACGUAGGUCCGCAGUCCUUGCUUGUGGGAACUUUGUGUGGCAAGAGCGAGGGAGUCAGGGGUGAACUGGUCGAUUGCCCUUUCUCAACCCAAAACCAAAAAACCAAACCCGUUGGAGUCAAGUGGAUUCCGACUCAUAGCGACCCUGCGGGAAAGAGUAGAGCUGCCCCAUAGAGUUUCCGAGGAGCGCCUGGUGGAUUCAAACUGCUGACCUUUUGGUUAGCCGCCGUAUCACUUAACCACUAAGCCACCAGGGUUUCCAACCUGGAAUCUCCCAAUAGUCCUGAAGCUUCUCUUUUUGUGUUAUUUUGCUGUAUUUCAGUCUUUGCUGCCUCUCACAUAGGGUGUGUGUGAGAGAGGCGGACAGAUCUUGGACAAACCAUUUUAUUGAUCUGCACCUUGGUUUCUUCACCUGAAAAAUCAGGGUGUGGCAGUGAAUCUCUUUUCAGCUCUGAAAUCUCUGACUUUGCCCCCUCUGGCAGAGAGAGGGGUGAGAACAGGAAUGAGAAAUGGAAUGGAAGCUGCUGGAAGAUACCAGAUGGUCAUUUUUGUUCCCUUGUGACUGAGGAAACUGACGCUUGUGUUCGUGCGUGAGCCUCAGUGGCCCCUAGAGGGCACUGUCUCCACUGGAUCUGCUCUGAAGUGGCGCUUCCUAGACUCGAAGGCUAGAUCGGAGGAGAGGAGUGACUUUCCCCCCAGGCCGCGCAGCCCCUCCUCCCUGUGUGAGCGCCCCCGCCAGGCUCAGGGAGCAGCUGGAGCAGAGUGGCCUUGGGUACUGGCCAGACCUAGAGUGAAGCAUUAGUCAACAAUGGGGGUAGGGGAGCCAGGGAGAUGAUUAAGGAAGUAAUACAUGAAUGCUUAUUCAUUCGUGUACAGUCAGGACCAAAACGAGACAAAAAUCUCUGCCCCAUGGGGCUUACAAUCUGGUUGAGGGAGACCGACAGUAAACACAGUAAAUGAUGUAGUAUUAGGGAGGCACGAUGGAAGAUAAAAAGAGCAGCGAAGGUGCUGGGAGGGCUGGGUUGCAGGGCAGGCUGCAGUGAAAAACAGGAGGCAGGAGACCUCCUUAAGAAGGUUGAAUUGGAGAACAGGGAGGGUGGAGAAGAAAGUCAUCAGAUCGGGGUGUUUGGGCUUUCCCAGGAGCAGAAUAUCCUUCUCAACUCAGGGUCUGAUGCGUUCCACAUGCAGGUUGGGUGUUUUGGUCCCCUGGACUCAGGCUAAGCAUUUUGUGAUAGACUGUUAACCUAGAGGUUAACUAGAGCUGUGGAAGAAAGGCCUGGCAGUUUGCUUCCACAAAGAUUACAGCCAAGAAAACCCUAUGGAGCCCAGUUCCAGUGUGACACACAUUGUCUUGUCAUAGUUGGAAUCAGCUCCAAGCCAACAGGAGUUUUUUUUUGUUGUUGUUUUAAAAUAGCCGAACAGUCAGGUGGUGGUGUGGAAUAAUGAAUUUUCUUCACUUUGGCCUCUACAACUUAUCUCCGACCUUGAUCACCACAAACAAGGUCUGCAUGGAGAGAACUGCUUUCACUAACCAGGAAACCAGGAUCCCCUGCAGAAGUGCUAAUUUUGAUUUGAGUUUUGGCUCUGAGGGAUGGUGUGAAGUGACAAGUGUUAUUCUUCUAAAGCUGUGGUAACCAGUGCUUGGCAACCAUUACGUGUGGGUCGAUAUACUGGCCCUCUUUUCCUAAUGGCUAAAACUACUUAAUGUCUACUCCUGUCACAAUGUGACCUGGAAAAGGUAUUUCAAAUGUAGCAAGUCGUGGAAAUAACUCAGGAUCUCUCUGUCCUUGUUCAAGCACUUGUCAGGUCUGAGGAGAAACGUGUGCUUGGAUAUUACCUGGGAUGAGGUGAGUGUGAGGUGUCAGCCCCUCCAGGUUUUCUCUCCACCCCACAACCGCUCUCCUUUCCGGUGUCUCCUCCACCCACCAAGCCUACCGACCUGGCUGCACUGUGGUUCCCAGCCUGGUUGUGCGUCCGAUUGCUCGUGGAACUUCAAAACCCAAACCAAACCCAAGUGUCCAUCAGCAGGUGAGUGGAUAAACAAUGUGGUCUAUCCAUACAAUGGGAUAUUAAUCAGACAUAAGGAGAAGUGGAAUUCUGAUACAUGCUACCACAUGGCUGAACCUUGAAAACAUUGUGCUUCACAAAAUAACCAGACAUAAAAGGAUAAAUAUUGUAUGGUUUCACUUAGGUGAAAUGUCUAGGAUAGGCUAAUGCACAGAACUAGAAAGUGGGUUAGUCGUUACCACAGGCUUGGAGGAAAGAAUAGGGAGUUGUCGCUUGACGGGUAUUGAGUUUCUUUUUGGGGUGAUGAUGAAGUUUUGGAAAUACAUUGUGAAUGUAAUUAAUGCCACUGAAUUAUACACUUAAAAAUGGUUGAAAUGAUGAAUUUUAUGUUAUAUAUAUCUUGCCACAUUGAAAAAGUUUUGAAAGAUUAUACUAAAUUAUUAAAAAAAAAAUUAUAAGUAAACCCAACUCAGGUUCUGCCUUCACCCAGACCCCAGGUAUGAGCCUUCAUAGGGGAGGAAGGUGGCGGCCAGGCAUAUGUGGGUGAAAACCUGUGCAGGUGACACAAGCAGAGAGUUGUGAGGUCUGCAAGGUACACCAGUGAAGGGACUGACCUGCCUUUGAGUUCGGUGAUUCCAUGAAGAGCAUCGGCAUUCAGCUACCCAAGAGGCUGAAUCUUAAAGGAAACUUUACCACCCAGCUCCAGAGUCUCUCUGCUUUUACCCACAAGUUAUAGGAAUCAGUAGAUGUCUUGUUAUUGGAGCUACCUCAAGAGCUAGGCCAGUACACAGCUGGCCCUGAUGCUGACUGAGCUGCGAUGAGGGGAGCCCUGAAUUUUUUUUUUUAAUGGAGUAAGUACUUGAAUCAGCCACUGGGGGGCGAUAUUGCCAGUCCUUUACAGCCAAAUUUAUUAACUAA